Molecule: messenger RNA, 5684 nt
Organism: Xenopus laevis (African clawed frog)
Lineage: Eukaryota; Metazoa; Chordata; Amphibia; Anura; Pipidae
Gene: erbb2.L
Product: erb-b2 receptor tyrosine kinase 2 L homeolog
Exons: 27
Coding region: 150-4049 (1299 amino acids)
Biological process (GO): negative regulation of apoptotic process; positive regulation of cell population proliferation; neurogenesis
Cellular component (GO): ruffle membrane; perinuclear region of cytoplasm; nucleus
Molecular function (GO): protein kinase activity; kinase activity; protein tyrosine kinase activity
Source: RefSeq, a predicted model, not a curated record
GUCCCUCCCGCAGGAAGUAGUUGUGUCAGUUCAGGAAUGAAGCGGCGGGGGCGGGGGGAGCGACAAGUUGCAGCGCGGGGCCUCGGGAAGGAGCGGAGCGGUUAUUCGAGUUGUUCCGCGGCGGGAGGAGGAGGAGGGACAUGGAGUAGAUGAUGGAGCUGCGGCCGAGCAGGUGGGGGCUCUGCGCCCUGUUGUUGCUGCUGGUGGGACACACGGGACGGUCCGAGGAAGUUUGCACUGGGACCGAUAUGAAACUGCUUCAUCCCUUCAGCCAGAGAAAUCACUAUGAGACUCUCUAUACGAUAUACCGGGGCUGCCAAGUCAUCCAAGGCAAUUUAGAGAUAACCUACCUAAAAGAGGACGAUGAUGUAUCCUUUCUGCAGAACAUUAAAGAAGUCCAGGGCUAUGUCCUAAUCGCUCAUAACCUAUUGAGUUACGUGCCCUUGGAGAAUUUACGGAUUAUCCGCGGCACGCAACUGUACCAAGAACGAUACGCGCUCGCCGUGUUGUCCAAUUCAGACCCCGGAGGGACGGCUGGCCUGCGAGAACUGCGCAUGAGGAAUCUAACGGAAAUCCUAAAGGGUGGAGUGAUCAUACAGAACAACACGCAGCUUUGUUUCCAGCAGACAGUUUUGUGGAAGGACAUCCUGAGCCAAAGCAACGGCCAGAGAAAUGAGGUGGUCUUAGGACCCAGCAACCGGCAGUGCCCGCCAUGCUCUCCUGCAUGUGGCUCUCUUCCCUCGGGCCGAUCUGGAUUGUGUUGGGGAGAAGCACAGGAGUACUGUCAGACCUUAACCAGCACUAUCUGUGACAGCGGGUGCCAGAGAUGUAAAGGGAAUCAUUCUACUCACUGCUGCCAUGAUCAAUGUGCCGCUGGCUGUACUGGACCCAAGAACUCAGACUGCCUGGCCUGCCUUCACUUUAACCAUAGUGGGGUGUGUGGGUCGCACUGCCCCCCUCUCAGAACCUACAAUCCAGAGACCUUCGAGUCUGUACACAACAAGGGUGGCCGGUACACGUUUGGGGCAAGCUGUGUCACUACUUGCCCGUAUAACUACCUUGCCACCGAGGUUGGCUCUUGCACACUAUUUUGCCCUCAAUAUAACCAGGAGGUGAUUGUGGAAGAUGUGCAGAAAUGUGAGAAAUGUGACAAGCAGUGCAGUAAAGUGUGUUAUGGACUUGGAAGAGACUUCUUGAGAACAGCACAAGCCAUCAAUGCUUCCAUCAUCCAGCAUUUCCAAGGCUGCACUAAGAUCUUUGGGAGCCUGGCAUUCCUUUCCGAGUCCUUCAAUCCAGAUCCCAACAAUCCCAGCUCGGUCCUCACAACACAGAGCCUUGAGGUGUUCAAGACCCUUGAAGAAAUCACAGGAUAUAUAUAUAUUGAGUCCUGGCCGGAAGAACUUAACAGUCUCAGCGUCUUUGAGAACCUGCGCGUGAUUCGUGGACGGAUGCUACAGAACGGGGCAUAUUCAUUAGUCCUGAGGAACCUUUCCAUCUCAUCCCUUGGCUUGCGCUCCUUGAUGGAAGUCAGCAGUGGGCUGGUGCUGAUAGAGGGGAACCCAAACAUGUGCUUCUUGGAUAGUGGCCCGUGGUCGGAUCUCUUCAGAACCCCAAGACAAACUAUACUGAAGACACUCAACAAACCCCAGGAAUUGUGCGACCAAGAAGGGCAGAAGUGCUUCAGUCGCUGUGCUGGCGAGCAAUGCUGGGGCCCUGGCCCUUCCCAGUGUGUUCGGUGUAACGGAUUCCUGAGAGGCCAUGACUGCAUUGAGUCUUGCAACAUCCAGGAUGGAAUCCCAAGAGAGCAUGUUAAUGGAAGUCAGUGUGUGCCUUGCCACUCUCAGUGCCACCCACAGAAUGGAUCUCUGACAUGUUCUGGCCCGGAAGCUUCUCAGUGUAUAGAGUGUGCCCAUUAUAUGGAUGGGGAAGACUGUGUUGAGCAUUGCCCUAGUGGAGUAAAGGGAAGUUCCUUUGUUCCCAUUUGGAAAUUCCCCGACAAGGAUAAGAUCUGCCAGCUAUGCCCCGUCAAUUGUUCCCACUUGUGCAAUCAGAUGGAUGAAAGGGGCUGCCCGAUUUUACCGGACAACAGCCAAGUGUACAUGGCAGCUUCAAUCGUCAUUAGCAUCUUAAUUGUGAUAACCAUAUCAACGGCCAUUGUGUUGUCGAUCCGGCGCCAAAAGCAGCUAAAGAAGAAGCACACCAUGCGUCGCCUUUUACAGGAAGAGCUCGUGGAACCCCUGACUCCGAGUGGGGCUGUCCCAAACCAAGCCCAGAUGAGGAUCCUUAAGGAGACAGAACUGAAGAAGAUGAUGAUCUUGGGAUCUGGGGCAUUUGGUACUGUAUACAAGGGCAUUUGGAUUCCAGAUGGUGAAAAUAUCAAAAUCCCAGUUGCCAUUAAAGUUUUGAGGGAGAACACGUCACCUAAAGCCAACAAAGAGAUCCUCGAUGAAGCAUAUGUGAUGGCAGGGGUGGGCAGCCCGUAUGUGUGUCGCCUGCUAGGGAUUUGCCUCACAUCCACCGUACAACUUGUCACCCAGCUCAUGCCGUACGGCUGCUUACUGGACUACGUGAGGGAGAACAAAGACCGCAUUGCUUCCAGAGAUCUCCUCAACUGGUGUGUGCAGAUUGCAAAGGGGAUGACAUACCUGGAGGAAGUGCGUUUGGUGCACAGAGACUUAGCAGCGCGGAACGUACUGGUCAAGAGUCCGUCGCAUGUGAAGAUCACAGACUUUGGCCUGGCCCGACUGUUAGAUGUGGACGAGACUGAGUACCACGCUGAUGGUGGAAAGGUCCCCAUCAAAUGGAUGGCGUUAGAGUCCAUUUUGCACAGAAGAUUCACCCACCAGAGUGAUGUGUGGAGCUAUGGUGUUACGGUUUGGGAGCUCAUGACUUUCGGUGCAAAACCCUAUGAUGGAAUCCCAGCCAGAGAAAUCCCAGACCUUUUGGAGAAAGGGGAGAGGCUCCCUCAGCCACCAGUCUGCACCAUAGAUGUUUAUAUGAUCAUGGUGAAGUGCUGGAUGAUAGACUCCGAGUGCCGACCCAAGUUUCGGGACCUUGUUAGUGAAUUGUCUCGUAUGGCGCGUGAUCCGUCACGGUUUGUGGUCAUCGAGAAUGAAGAGUUCAUGGCUCAGGCGAGCCCGCUGACCACCGAGUUUUACAGUUCUCUUCUUCAAGAGGUUGGGUUAGAUGACCUGGUGGAUGCAGAGGAAUAUCUGGUGCCCCACAGGGGAUUUUUCCCAUCAGAGGAUGUUACUGCAGAGCAUCGCAGUCGCAUUUCAUCAACGCAGAGUGCUACCGAGAUGCAGGCAGAUCAACCGUUUCUGCAGGAGGUUACUCCCAGCGGAGGUUCUCUGGCUCGAACCUUGUCGGAGAAGUCAGGGGGCAGCGGCUCGGAUGCAUUAAGUGAAGGGGACUAUGUGUUUGAACCGCCUAUCAACGGGGAGAGCAGCUCUCCACAUAGAUAUACGGACGACCCAAUGCACUUGGGAGAGGAUGAGACUGACAGUUGUUUCUUUGAAGCAGACUGUGUUUCCCCGAGCAUUCCCCUACACCCACUAGCUGAGUAUGUGAACCAUAAGGAGGGCGAAAGGAACCAUGCGCCUGUAAAAUCCCAGAGAACAUCUGUUUCUACCCUAGAGAGGCAGAAGUCCACACUGGAGAGGCAAAGGUCCACUUUGGAAAGGCAGAAGUCAACACCUCUAGAGAGGCAAAAGUCCACUUUGGAAAGGCAAAAGUCCACUCCUCUAGAGAGGCAAAAGUCCACCUUAGAGAGGCAGAAGGGUCGGCAGUGCAGGAAUGGUCUGAGGAGUCCCCCUGCCUUGUCUGCUCUGGACAAUCCGGACUAUUUGCCUCCACCAGGACUAAUCCUGCCCAACAGCUUUCCCCAAGCCUUUGACAAUCCCUAUUACUGGAAUCAUGAACUGAACCUUGCAAAGGCCGACGGGGAGCCUGCGCAGGAACAUAACGGAUUUACUACACCGACGGCUGAAAACCCGGAAUACUUGGGCCUGGAUGAAACCACGAAUAGACCACGGGACAUAACUGUGUAAAGGACGUGGAUAAAAGAGGGAACUUUUUACAUAAAUAUACCGGCAGCUUUUUCCAUAACAGAGCAUCAGGGAAAUAUUGAGAAAGGCAAAAGAGGCCAAAUUUUGGUCCAGAAUCUGCUACUCUGACAAGUGUCUCUAUAGGUUAACGGACCCCCUGCUAGAACUGCCCAUUGGUCCAUGGAAAGUUGACUUUUUAUGUUUUAUUUGUAAUCAUUUUAGCGAAUCAACGAUAUGAGGGUUCACAAAUGUAAAGGACAACAUUUCUUGCUCAAAUACAAUUCACAAAGGUACUUGCACCCGUGUACUACUCCUUCCCUCGUGCCAAUACCCCAAAGUCACGUGCAAAGUAGGGGCCCACAGAUCCAAGGGAGCCCCGAAAUGUGCCAACAUCACUCAUACUAACGGGAGCCAUACGUGACCAUUCUGGCAAGUUAUGGCACACAAUAUUUCAAGAUUACCAAGUCUGGGAAAAACACACACUACAUUGAGUCUAACUACGGAAUUUUGCACUUUGCACUGCCUUAGUAUAGGAGCCCAGUAGACUUCAAGAUGAAAUUGACUGUGGCUAAUCUCUAUCUCUGAACUACUAUUCCCAGCAUUCUCCAGCAGAGUGUCUCAGGGGUACAAUCACUAACGUUUUGUAUCUGCUGUGCAAAACCAACAUGGCAGCAAUCUUUCAGCAAUAAAGCUCUGGUAUAAUGAUGCUCCGAUGAUUCUACGAAGACCACGGUGUUGGGGACAAAACAAUGGCUGAACCAAUAACUGGCUGUAUAAUAAUUUAUAUAGGGGCCCAUAACAAUCCCUCUGUAAUGGAUAGCCUUAAGAACAUGGUGUGGUUGCUGUUAACUGGGGUGCAAACUGGAAUGAGUAACCUAUAAAUGACUCCGGCUUCCCGCAAUAGAAUUAACAUUGAUAUUAGACUUACACUUGCAUAGAUAGUGCCUCACCAUUUAGUCACGUGCUCACAAUGUACUAACAUUGGUGCUGCUAUACUGCUCCCCAGAGCACUUCUAUGCCCCUAGGGGUUCUCAUUGGGUUCCAGUGGUAUUCCUAAAUUGGCUUUCAGGACGGACUCACUUGGAGGAGGACAGACAGCCUUCAUUGAGUUGGAUAGGGCUGCCAUGCCUUCAAACACUUCUACUGACCAUUCGUUUUGCCUGGUUGCAUCUAAGUUAUGAAGCAUAUAUAUAUAUAAAUAUAUUCCAUGUAUUGCACAUUGAUACCGAGGCCUUUAGCAAUCACAACUCUUAUGUCACACAGGGGAGAGGAAACUCACACUCACACUCACACUCACACACUGGUACUGGAAGUGCAACACAUCUCACUGUAGCAUUCAGCUCCUAGUAAACAAUCCAUUGGUACUUAGUCAGGUGAGCUGACAAUCCAUUGUAGCUCCUCAGCUUUGGGAAAAAACACUUUGACUUUUCUCUCGACAGGUUUUUGUAUCAAAUGUGUAUAUUUUUUUGGAAUGUUUUUAUAAGCAAUUAUUUCCCGUGUACUGUUGUCGUUCCUCUCCCCCCCCUCCCCCUCCCGACUGUGCACUUUCUAAUUCCGAUCUCACGGUGGGUGACCCUGCAAGGAGCUCUAAUUGUGUUUAUACUUUAUUUUCAAGGUUAUUAAAACACUAAAACCAAA